Molecule: messenger RNA, 3849 nt
Organism: Triticum turgidum subsp. durum (durum wheat)
Lineage: Eukaryota; Viridiplantae; Streptophyta; Magnoliopsida; Poales; Poaceae
Source: the annotation of a GenBank genome assembly
AUGGAGCCGCCGCCGGAGGCAUCCACCCCUCGCCGGCUCGCCGUCGCCGACCUCCUCCGCCUCCGCCGCCCCACCACUGGUGCAUCUUCCCUCCUUUCCCCCUCUCCCUCUCAUUCCUCCGCCGCCUCCACCUCACAGCCCCGCAAAAAGCCUAAGCUCUCCGCCACGAAUCCUGCCCCUACCACCGCCCCCUUCGCGCCAAUCCCACAUCCCGUCCUCCUCGCCGGCACCCUCUCCCUCCCUUCCGCCGACGCCUGCCGCAACCACUGCCUAUCCCUCACCGACCCCUCAUCCGCCGCCUCUGUCUGCUGCUACCUCCUCGAUUUCGACCCCGCCGUCAUCGGUCGCGAGAUUCUCGUUCUCGCCUGGAACUACCUUCCCUCCGUCCGCCAACACGAAGCCGGCGUGCUCGAGGCAGUCCGAUGGCGCCUGGCAGAGGCGCCCGGUCCUGUCCCUGUCCCCGGCCUUAGCUUCCUUGCAGCGAUCCCGCUUAAUUCCGUGGACGCUGAGCCUGCUUUACCCACCCGCGGCCGCGUUUUUGGGAUGGUGAGGUCGGUGAGCGUGGUGUUCAGUGUCCCGCAUGCCACACAGAAGAGUGACUUGGUCGGGUUUAUAGCGGAGAUGAUGUGCUGUGGGUGCCGCCAGUGCAAGCUCUCACAGCCAGAAUCUGACCGCGGUCACAAGUUUGAGAUGGAGAAGUUUGUAUACUUUGUGGAUCUGGCAAGCAGGUGGCGGCCCGUGCUGGCGCGACUGAUUGGCAGGCCGGUUUCUGUCACGGGGCUGAAGAAAAAAAUGGUCUCCGUUGGGAAGAAGGGCUCGUACACCAUGUUGGUGUCAUCAACGGCAACAAUGGUGUCAUGGUGCCCAUCUUAUGUGGGCGUUCCACCAUUGGAUGAGUUGCCAGGGAAGUGCAGUGGAGUGUACACUGGGGUAGUCUCUGGAAUCCACAUGCAGGGUAUGUUGGUUGAGCUGGAUGAGAUCGUGUGGCUGCUAAUUGAUGAUAAGCGGCUCGUGCCGUCACAUUCUCUUCGAGUUGGUGCUGUUAUUUCUGUGAAGAAAUUCCGAGUGGUUCGUCUAAAUUUUGCUUGGACGACAGUUGUUCUACUUGGAACAUGCAGUAAAACUAGCAUUACUAUAAAUGCUUUCUCUGUGGUGGACUCGAAAUGUCAUACAAGAGCAGAGAAUAAUGGUCUUCUGGGCAAGUCUGUUAACUUUUUGGAGCUGCCCGGUAAAUUUUGGAUGUUACUUCUGACAUCAUGCUUUAAACAGAAAUUCAAAUUAGAUUCCAAGAAAGAGAUCUGGGGGUCAAAAAAUAAGCAAGGAUUGGUUCACACCUAUGCUGCUAAAGUUCCCUCUUCAAAGGGUUUUGAACCUCAGCAUGAUUUCCUUAUGAAAUUCUGCAAUCAUGAUUGUGGCGGUUCAAGCACAGGAUCAAAAUUGGAAGCUUGUAAAUUGGCAAUACCCUUCGCCAAUUUUAUCUGCAAGGUGGAAUCAUUGUGGAUAUCAAUGAUGCUCAGAUUUUGGAAUGACACGGAAGAGCUGGGCAAGAACCUGGGAUCUAACCAGUUUCUAUGUGGUGGGGUUUCCCAUCCUGGUACCAGCAGAAGGAUAAUUUCAACUGGUGAUCUGGGCCUUGUAUUAGUGGGAUGCAUGAAGAUGUCCUCACUGCCAUUGAGGCUGCAGCUGGUUGAUGACACAGGAUGUAUAGAUGUUAUUAUACCUGAUCUUCCGCCAAAUGUUUGCAUGAAUGGCAUCUAUGAGAUAAAUGAUUGCAAAUUAGUCCUUGAAGGCCCAGUGGCAUACCUAGAUCAUUAUGGUGUUGCUGAUCCACUAUCCUGUAAGGCUGUGUUUCAGCAGCUCUCGUACCGAAAAAGAGUGCAUCAUCUCAAGAUCUACCUUAUAGUCCACUGGAGUGAAUUAAACCACAUUGGCCCUCCCUCCCGAAUUCCUUUGCAAACUAAUAACGCCGCCAGGCUGUUCCACCUUGUGAAAGUGUCGCACAUUUUCCCCUCAGUCAAUAAUUUUCAGCAUAAGAACAUGCCAGGGUCUGGCCUGUAUGCUGAGGGUGUGAUAGUGCCAUACAAUUUAAAAUUUGCUGAUCAAGAUGCCGAGAGCUUUAAAAUGGCAAGCACUCGUUCACGUUCUGAUUCGAAACUGUCUAUGGAGAAACCAUGUCACAUUCCAUGCUCCCUAAGCUUCGGAACUACCAGUCUUUCUGGCAAUCUUGUGUCUAGCUAUCCCUGUGGGUCAGAUGGUACUGUUCUAAUCGAUACCGUUGGUGAAGAACGAGGUUGCCCAUCAAGGAUCUUAUUGGAGUUCAAGGAGGGGUGUUCGUUUAAGUACCAGUUUCUGCGGAUUGGUGGCUACUAUCUUCUCGAAUGCCCCACUGAUAGUUUGAGGUUUGCCAUAAAAGGCUGUGGAUGUUUUCAAGGUGGUAAAGUUUCACUGGAUUCUCAAGAUAUAAUUUGGAGCCUUGCCAUUACCUUUAAUGGCAAUAUAAACGUCAAGCAGGGUAUUGUAGAUCAGUCUAUCGGAGUUUCUUCAUUGGGAGUGGAUGAGCCAUUAUCCAAAAAUACCUUCCACAAUGAGAUAAAAUUACUACAGUCGUGGAAUGACUUUUGUCAAUAUUCGGAUUUUCAUUUGAAUUUUUAUUGUGAAGCAGUGAGCGAAAAGAUGAAAGUAUAUGACAUCAUGUGUUAUGUAUUGAAUGGAUUGGGCUCUUACUCAAUUGAAGUUAUUAGUGUCUCUUCAUGCAUCGAGAUUAUGAUGCAUAAAAAGUCUUUUGGUUCUUCUAAUUUGCAAAGUCAAAAACUUGUUCAAGGAGAUUUAAUAUCAUUUCAUGGGAAAGUAGAAAAUAUCCAUUCACAUGACUUUAAGGAGCGAAGACUUGUGCCUGGUAACGACAAGCGAAGUAUAUGUAUCCAUGUUGCUGAUGAUAAUCAAACGGUGCGUCUCUCUGGAUACUUAAGCAAACAUUGUUAUCCCAUUGGCAUAGGACCAGGGGCAGCAGUGACAUUCCACCGCGUCCUCUUGACACACCGUGAAAUACUUUUAACCCCAGUAACAUACAUUGAAGUUACAUCCAUUGGUCAUAUUGAAGUGAAUAGAGAACGUGCCACUUCCCCACUCAUGCCUGGUGGCUUAAAGGAUGGCUCACUGAGCACAGUUUCACUUUGUCUGCUCUCACAUCAGAAGCAUUUUAAAGACUGUACGCCCAUGCGAUUCCACUGCAGGGUAGUUAGUGUCCAUUUCUUGGUGUUGGACAGUUGUUUAAAUGAUUCUCAAAUUUCGGAAUCAGUUAACCAGGGUAAAAUACCAAAAGUACAAGUUCCACUAGCGGGGUUUAUUGUUGAUAAUGGAACAUCUUUGUGCUGUUGCUGGGCCGAUGAUGCAAGGGCUGAACUUUUGCUUAGGCUGCAGGAAAUUGCCAUUCUAGAUGCUUCUGUUAAUUUGAAGUGUUCAAAAGAUAGAAACAAUGCAAAAAUACAACGGACUCUCGGUUCUUGCCUAGAAAAAAUGAUGAAGAAGCACAAAAAAGUCAUUGUGAAAAACUAUGGAAUUCCUCCCGACAUAUCUUGUCGAGACUUGGAAUUAUUAUCUGAUGUUGGUAGUGUCUUAAGUAGCCUGGAAGAGGAACUUUUGAAAUUUAUCGUCCUCAAUGCCUGUCGGAAUGGAACUAUGAAUGUUAUCGCAUCAGCCCUUGAAGAGAAUGCAAUAAAUGGAUCAAAUGUCGAGCUUCCUGAUGUAUAUCCGGCGCACAACAUGCAGAAUUUCUGGGUUAAUGAAAUAGUUCAAGUGGAUCCUUUGGAAGAGGCCCGGAGACUGUAUGCCAGUUUGGAAAACAGAUGA